GAAAUUCUUGCUCGAUUAGCUGAGAUGCCAGUCCCUUUUACGAUGAAAGAGCAGCCUUGGAACCUCCACAACUGAGUUCUGAGUAACAACGACACUGAGGAGCCCGGAAAGACCUAUUUUAUUCUCUUGAACAAUAACAAACUGGGCUUUUUCUCAAUGGAAAUGGGAUAGAGCUUCACUAACCUUGAAACCCUCCCGCAACAUGGGGAUUCCUCGCCUCAUACCUACCCUAGAGCCAUACGUUGUUCAUGGACUCCUCAACAAUGAACACGUAGUCAUCGAUGGACCAGCAUUAGCGUAUCAUAUUUUGUACAUCUGCAACAGACAUGGUAUUCCUCAGCCGUCAUACAAACUUCUCGGUGAGACCGCUGUAGCAUGGUUGGAUGAACUCACUCGGCGUGGUGUAGGCAUCGACGCCAUAUACUUUGACGGAUAUCUACCACAAGGAAAAGAACCCGUUCGCAUGCAGCGCAUGAUCAAAAGUCUCAAUCAAUUGAAGGUCUCACAUUCAUCUGAAACCAAUGGUUUCUUCCCAUCGUACUUCUCGGCUGCCAAUGAGAUUGCUCCAGUCCUCUUCACUGCAGUUAAACCACCAGGAAAACCGGCAUUGCCACCCAGUUUUCAUGUCCCUGCUAUCAUUGAUGCCUUGAGGUCUUCGCCACGCUACACAAAGAUAGUGAUUCUUGUUCCGGGCGAGGCGGAUGCAUACUGCGCACAGCAUUUGUCGCAAUCGGGCGGGACGGUUCUCACCUCCGACUCGGAUCUUUUGGUUCAUGAUCUGGGCAAGGGAAGCGUCGUCUUUCUUCGCGACAUUUAUCUUGAUGAUCAGUCCAAUCUCGCAUGCGCAAGCUUUUGUCCUUCCCACAUCUGCGAGAAACUUAAGCUUGCGUCUUCUGCUGAGAUGUGCCGACUUGCUUACGAACGAAAACGGUCUGCCCAUUCGACACUUCCACAACUCUUGCAGAAGUGUGCACAACCAACCACCGACCAAACGGGUUACACUGAGUUCUGUCACGAGUAUCUAGACCAUGUAGUUGCACCAAUUCCCACCUCAACAUGCGGAACAGUAAUAGAGAUCGGUUCACUGGACCCCAGAAUAUCGGAGAUGGUAUUGCAACUGGGACCCCAGAGUGGCCACAUGCACACUACAAGCGACCCCAAGAUGUUUCUUCCUAUUCUGUUAGAGAGUCCUUCGCGGGGAAGUGCCUGGGAACAGAGCACGUCAAUUCGACAGUUGGCUUACACAGUAGCCCGAUGGAUCAUUCCUGGUGCUUUUUCAACUGUUCAGGAGUACCGGAGGGUCAACACUCUGGUGCAAAAAGGGCGACAGGUUCCUAUGCUACCCCAAAAAGAAGCGAAAGCUUGGUCUCAAGAGUUGGUCAGACUGAUGACUAUGAUCAGAGCAGGAACACAAGUCGACAUAACUCGGGCUUGGUACAUCCUGUGCCUGACCCUUGAUAUACGAUAUAGCCAUGAAGAUGGCAAGCAUUCACAUUCACUGCAGAUUUUGGAAGAGAGUUUACAAGCCCCAACUUUUAGGAAAAUUACUUGGGAUACUCUUCACUUUGUUGCUCAUCUUCAAGCUGCUUUUUAUUCGUUUCGACUCUUGAAGCAAAUCAUCUCACUUGGGCAGCUUCAAAGAACCCUACCAGAUCUAAACGACAUGCUGUCGUCAUUACCACCUCUGGCGGAGUUUCCUGAUGUGGAGAGAACCAUUGUAUUUCUGCAAAGAAGCAAUGAGGACCGGAUUUACAAGAAAAUUUCUAGGCUUGUCCCAUUGCCAAAUGCCAACAUGGACGCAAAGCCAAAAAGAACUGCCAAAGACAAGAAAAAGCGAAAGGUGGGUAAAGAUGAUGCCCCCAAAAGGCAGAACAACUCUGCCAAGUCUUCGUCAAGAAACUUCUUUGAUGUGCUGUCUCAAUAAAGUUAAGCAUCAAAAAUCACAAUGCAUACCGAUACCAAGAUCAAAAGAAGCUUACUACUCUUGUGUAAUUUGUUACAUGGUGAAUAUCGUACCGACAAUAAAUCCCACCAAGCCUAGCCAUUAUCAAAGACUCAAAUAUUGAGCCACACGAUUACGUCUCGUUGCGCCACCACCGAUCCUGACCCUGACCCGUCCGUAACUUCGUACAUCGUCUCAACAUCAUAAUUAUACAAUCAAGUGUUCCGGGAUCGACCCGCUCCAUGAAUCUCAUCCAGGAGGCGAGACAAAGGACUGCCUUCUUCCUCUACGUCGGCCACAUCCCGGAGUAAGCUUUCCUGGGGACUGCCAUUGCCAGCCGACUUGAUAAUCUUCCACGCCCGACGGAACUCAUCGCGAAUUGACACAAUACCGUUGUGUGUGACAGUUCGAGCAACGUUGUGAUCCAGCUCGAAGGGGUCUUCGAUAGCAAAGAGAUAGCGGUGACGGACUUCCUUGAAUUCUCCAUUCUUACCUGUGACGCUGCCUUGCGUGCCCUGCUUGGGCUGUGCUCCUGUAUCCUUUACAUCACUCUCCUUAGGAUGCACUGUCGUGGAAGUCGCUUGGUCGGACUGAGGUGGCGGAUGAGGCCCAACAUUUUGAGCCUCGAUGACUGUUUUGGCGCCAGUCCAACCCUUGUCUUGCUUUGUCUGCAAACCACCUGGGGUCCGCAAACUGAGCACAUCUCUUCCCCAGUCAAAUCCUCUGCCCAUGGAAGUGCUGAGCAUACUGCUAUGGGCAUAAUACUCGAAGAAGCCACGCAGGAGGUGGCCAAUGGUGUCUUUGUUACCAUUUAGCUGGUUCGCACGUGCCAGAUUCAGGAUUUCCUCUUCGUUACGCCAAAACUGAACGUUGUGGCCACGGCACAUAACCAUAUCCUCGAAUUCAACAGGCGAGAGCCCUGGGGGCGGAGGAGGAGCGAGCUGCUGGAGAUUUGGGCUAACAAAGGGCUCAGCGACGUUGACUAGAUAAUGAAGGACCAUCAAAACGUAGCCAUAGCUGCUAAGGGUUCCGCGAUAUCCCGAGUUGAUCCCACGAGUCUUCGCCCAAUGCUUGACGAACAAGACCAUGGGCCGAACGCGCGGAUCGGUGUGAGAGUAACAUCGUAGGAGAGCCGUGUUGUGAAGAGCCAAAUGGGCGGAGAAGUUGAUGUCACAUUGCACACCUGCGCCUGUCUUGGGAAACUCUAAAUGAUCUCUGUAUCGAUCGCGUGGCUGGUUCGGAGCCAUCUUGUGAGGGUCUGGAAGUUGUCGGAUUCUCGCCACAAGGUCUACCGUUGUUGGUGUGAGGGGAAUGAAGAACCCAUCGCCAAGCCUCAGGCGAUCAUUUUGUUGUAAAGGUGACCGCAGCAGCGUGAUAUAGUCCAUAACAUCCUGGACGACGGACUCAUCGUAGGAAUCCUUAUCUAAUGCUCGUUCAAAUUCCCACGCUAAAUGGAUGCAUUUGUGUAAGAGUCCGACUCCUCUGAGCGACAGGGACUCAGAACAUGUGGUUAUGCAUGACUGUAACAUCUUUUGAAUCUCCUCCUGAUGGAUACCGCUGACAUAUUGAGUAACAAGCAUACUCGUCCACUUUGAGAUGGCUUGUUCAUUAGCUGGCUUUAGUCCGUUAAAAAUAUAGAGUGCCCUCGUAUAGUAUGACAUAGGCGCCUCAUGCUGACCCUGUUCCAAAACCACAAAUUGCACGGAAGGGGCCCUUUUGAGCUUGUCAAGGGCCAAUUGAAGUUCUUUAGUGAAAAAAAUGGGAUCGGUACCAAAGGUUUCUCUGUAUUGAGCGUCCUCCCACACCUUCAAGGCCUGCCCAGUCAAUGAUUGAGAAGCCGGGUUACGCUCUUCGACACCACUCUCCUCCCAGCGCUGCCGAAUAUGUUCGCCUUCGACCUGGGUGUAUACCCCAAGCAAAGAUCGUUUGGUGGGAGUGUCUGCAUUUUGCACAAAGGAGAGAGACGGGUACGUGGACAGGCGAUCACGAAGACGAGUAUCCGCAAGACCGCUGAUGAAGGCCUCGCUCACUCUGUUCAAUAGAAUCCAAUCUUCAUCCGAGAGUACGCGACAAUUAGAGAUGGUAGCAUCACGGCCACCGGCCCUACGAAGAACUCGCUUGGCCAAGCCAUAGUACGAGGAGAGAGAACUUCUGGGACCUUGCUUAAGUUCAAUUGUUUUCGUGCCGACUUGGAUGGAAUCCUGUGAUACGGGCUCAACAACGGUUGUGGGACUGUUUUGAAUCCCUGCAAGGGGGUCUUGCUGACUUUCAUGCUCAUUGUUUGCUGCUUGUGGAUCGUGUUCAUCAUCUUCCUGACCUUCCGGGGCUUCAUCAAGGCCAUUCUCCCAUCGAAAUCUCUCCUCAAGAAGUCCUUGCCGAAGAUUUUCCGGCGGGGACUGGCAUAGCUUGAUGAUGGGGACUCUAGUUCGGGUCAGAAGCCUCGCCCCUAGACCAGCUUCCAAGAAUGCCUUCUCUAGGAGACGCGGUAUAGGAGAUCCUGGAGCAUCAGGCUGGGAGGCAGACAUUGGUGAAAGAAGACCAAGAUCCAUGUCUGAGGCCUUGGUUGCGAAGCCUGAAGACAGACUGCCAAAGCAUUUCAGCUGAACUGUGAGGGGUUGAAAGUCUGUUUCUGGCCUUUCCUCCUUCUCAUAGUUGGCGAUGACCUCUCGACUAAUGGUUUCAAUCCUGCAACGGAAUUCCUCCUUUUCUGCUAUUUCCGACCUUUCGAUUUCAGAAUUGGAAACGACUUGAAAACAAAGUUGAUCAAGCAGAGCAUCCUGAGCUGCAAUUUCCUCGGGAUGGAACUGAACUGCGCGUCUGGUGUUGUACAAGUAACCAGAACUCCGGUUCGAUUGGAUUGGCAUAGAGUUAGGGCGGCCUCGAGAGGAGGGAGGAGUAUUAUCAUAGCCUCGAUACCUAGGCUGCUGAGGGCCAUUCCAGUGGCGAUGGGAAAACGAGCCACUUUGACGAUUUUCGCUAGGAGCUCCCCAUGGCUGAGUGUCAGUAUGCAUGUGACGUUGAUAAGGCUGAGAGGGGCGGGAGUAUUGAGAUGUCGGACUUUGGUAAGCUCUAUCUGGGGGAGGUUGCUGGGCCCGAGGAUCAAUAGAUAUGGAUAGUUGAGAGCUCAUUUGGCGUCUUUGUGCCUGGUUUAGCCGCUUCCGUGCAGGCUUGGACUGAUGAGGGGCACCGUCGGACGUUUCAACAGAAUCACCCCUGUUAUCUGAGUUGCUCUGAGAUAGUGGAGCUGACUGCAGAGAAGCCCUGGGCACAGAAUCGUGUAAUGGUGGGCCAUUAGAGAUGAUCAGAUUGCGCAAGUGAUUCUCAAGGCCUGCUUGGGAGUCACCAGGGGCCUCCACCUGAGGCUCACGCCGAUGAGGAACCAUUUGUGACUCGAGAAAAAUAAUAUGUGAUAGAGCAACGGAAUUGGUCUUGCCGUUAAGCUCCGUGCGAUAGAACUCUUUGUUGUAAGAAUGUCGACCAGGGUGUGAAUAGUUGCAUCCCGCUCAGCGAACACUAUCCCAACAUUCGCUUCCGUAAAGAACACUUUCUUGCGUGAUAAGGCGCAUCAAGCCUAACGCGCGGUAGACUCGAUGGAUGCAACAACUCCAAUUCAGUUCUGCGCUUUCUUUCAACUGGAUGAAGGGAGGGGUCCUGGCAGGCAAAGAUGUGUAGAUGCUUUGGCCUCGUCUCACCAACACGGAUGAACAAAGGAACGGACGAAGUGGGAAGCUAGAGAGAUUAAUGGAUUGGGUGCACAAUUGUUCGUUGGGGGCCGUGACUGCGGCAAUGAAGUCGUACAGGUGUGAUGUUGAAAUGUGCUGGGCGUGGUUGGAGCUGCUG
Molecule: messenger RNA, 5782 nt
Organism: Fusarium odoratissimum NRRL 54006
Lineage: Eukaryota; Fungi; Ascomycota; Sordariomycetes; Hypocreales; Nectriaceae
Exons: 2
Coding region: 203-1924 (573 amino acids)
Source: RefSeq, a predicted model, not a curated record